GGGGACAGGGCCACCCGCCAGCCGGCCUGGAUGUAGAGGAGGCCUGGCCGAGCGGCGAGGAGCGAGGGUGACAUCCCCCAUCCCUGCGCUGGGCGAGGACGGGGACCCCCCCGCGGCCCCCCGGCCUUUGGGGGCACCAUGAAGGACCGGCUGGAGCAGCUCAAGGCGAAGCAGGAUGCGGAUGAUGAGGAGGAGCUGGAGAUCGCCGUGGACAACACGGCCUUCAUGGAUGAGUUCUUCUCGGAGAUUGAGGAGACCCGGCAGAACAUCGACAAGAUCUCAGAGAACGUGGAGGAAGCCAAGAAGCUCUACAGCAUCAUCCUCUCAGCCCCCAUCCCAGAGCAGAAGACCAAAGACGACCUGGAGCAGCUGACGGCGGAGAUCAAGAAAAUGGCCAACAGCGUCCGUAACAAGCUGAAGAGUAUGGAGAGGAACAUCGAGCAGGACGAGGCACGAUCCUCCGCUGACCUCCGGAUACGCAAGUCCCAGCACUCGGUGCUGUCCCGCAAGUUUGUGGACGUCAUGACCAAGUACAACGAGGCGCAGGUGGAUUUCCGGGAGCGGAGCAAGGGCCGGAUCCAGCGCCAGCUGGAAAUCACCGGCAAGAACACGACGGACGAGGAGCUGGAGGAGAUGCUGGAGAGUGGGAACCCCUCCAUCUUCACCUCGGGGAUCAUGGACUCGCAGAUCUCGAAGCAGGCGCUGAGCGAGAUCGAGGGGCGGCACAAGGACAUCGUGCGCCUGGAGAGCAGCAUCAAGGAGCUCCACGACAUGUUCGUGGACAUCGCCAUGCUGGUGGAGAAUCAGGGAGCCAUGAUCGACCGCAUAGAGAACAACAUGGACCAGUCCGUGGGAUUCGUGGAACGGGCCGUGGCCGACACCAAAAAGGCCGUGAAGUACCAAAGUGAGGCCAGGAGGAAGCUGCUGAUUUGGGUGGCAGUGGCCGUGCUGGUGCUGGGGACAGUUGCCCUCAUCAUCGGACUCUCGGUGGGGCUGAACACGAAAUAGCCCCUGGGGCGGGGGUCUACACUCCCGACCGUCCCGGCGAUGUCACCUCCCGGCGGGAUCCUCCCCGGCACUGAUCCCGGACCCCUUCUCUCCCUGCUCCUCCCGGACCUGCUGCUCCCAGCCCUCCGUGUCCCGCUUCCCUCCGCGGGCUCCAGCACCGCCACCUUUCCCGCCGGUCCCUGGGAUCUGCCCCUCACGUCCCCGCGGAAGGGGACAGCAUUCCACCCGUGGGGACGCGGCCGCUGGUGCCACAGCCCCAGCCAAGGGUGACAAGGACACAAAUCUGAGGGCCGGACGCUCUCCCGCGCGGGCAUCGCGGUGGGACGAGGGCGGGAAUAGGGACAGGACAUGGCGGGGGGGUUGGUGGCACCAGCGUGGUUCGUUGUCACCGUGCUGCGACAGACGGAGCUGUCGGGUCCCCGUCCCCUCUUGGCUUUGCUGUCCGGGCGGGAGGAUGCGUGGAUGGUGGACAUUUAACUCCCGCUGUAAUAAAAUCCCGCUGAGCCCACCCUGUGCCUCCUUUCCGUGGGGGCACCGGGAACACCCAAAGCCUCGGGGAUUUUGGGGGCUGGACCCCCCAAAAAAAGCGUGAGGCUGGGGACACCCCCACAUCCUGGGCUCUGUACAGACUGUCCCCCCCCCUCCACGUUUUUGGGUAAGUCACAGCAUUUGGUCACCUGUCCCAGGGCACGCUGGCACUGUCACCUCCCUGUGCUACACAGAACCUGCCCUGCCACCUUCCCUGUCCCCUCCCCACCCUGCCCU
This is a messenger RNA of Hirundo rustica (Barn swallow), 1773 nucleotides long. It is a transcript of the gene STX3, whose product is annotated as syntaxin 3. Gene Ontology annotation, cellular component: SNARE complex; postsynapse; endomembrane system. Gene Ontology annotation, molecular function: SNARE binding; SNAP receptor activity. The coding region runs from base 139 to 1008 and encodes 289 amino acids. The record is from RefSeq and is a predicted model, not a curated record. The transcript has 11 exons. Gene Ontology annotation, biological process: intracellular protein transport; synaptic vesicle fusion to presynaptic active zone membrane; exocytic insertion of neurotransmitter receptor to postsynaptic membrane. Lineage: Eukaryota; Metazoa; Chordata; Aves; Passeriformes; Hirundinidae.